Molecule: messenger RNA, 1463 nt
Organism: Phragmites australis (common reed)
Lineage: Eukaryota; Viridiplantae; Streptophyta; Magnoliopsida; Poales; Poaceae
Exons: 2
Coding region: 38-1408 (456 amino acids)
Source: RefSeq, a predicted model, not a curated record
UCUUGUGGCUUUUCCAACAUUGGAUGAGCUUCACAGGAUGACUAAGGUUGAAUUCCGUCUAAAAGCACAUGGGGUAACACUCUCGUUUGGAGAAUGGAUGCCGUCCGAUGUGCCUUCUCCUCAUUAUCAAUUGAACAGUGUCUGGGUGCAUGUUUCUGGAGUCCCACCUGCAUACCGACAUUAUUUGGCCAUUUGGGCUAUUGGCACAGUGCUUGGCUCUCCGCAAGAAAUUGACAUGAAAUGCUUACGGCAACGAGGCAUUAUCCGCAUGAAGGUUGAGAUGAUGGAUGCUAAUUUGUUGCCGGUAAAAACGGACAUUGUUUUCGGUCUUGAUGGGUAUGAAAUCACUUUUACUCUUGAAGAUCAAAGCUUUUUGGUAGAGGUGGGUGCUGAUCCACCUUUGGGGGGAGAUUUCAAUGAUGAUGAUGAUGACCUUCUUGAUGAAAGUGAUGACCAUACCAGCGGAUCGAAAGAGCAGUCCAAAAAAUCAAAAAAGAACGAUUCAAUGGUCUCAGAUAAUAUUUCAGGCAAUUCAGCUCCUAUGCAGGUGGACAAAAAUAUGAAAGCGAGCUCUCGGCUGAUGGAACAGGGGGCAGGCCUUCUACCUAGUUUAGAUUCACCCAAGCCGAGUCACAUUGCGGUCACACCUUUUAAUCCAAAACACAAAAGUUUUUCCCUCAAGCCGAGCGGCAGUUCAGGCUCCUCUGCGGGGAAAUUGCCAAAGACUAUGGUCCAGCAGAAUUCUCAAGGUGUUCAGCCGGUGGUGGAGCUGCAGGCUGCUCUGGUCCUGCAGGGUGAUCAGCAGAUACUGCAGACGCCACCCAGGUUGGCAGUGCCAUCAGUGGAGAGGGUGCCGGCUCUGAAAUGCUCCAGCGCUGAUUGGAACUCGUGUACUGCGGAGGGAUUUAGCCAUGGGCACAAUGAUCCGGCCAGCUUCAUUCCCAGGACCAAGGAGAGGGCUCACGUGGAGGAUCUUGCCUUGCAGAAUCUGCUGACCCAGACCAGCAUACGUCCAGAGAGCUCCAAGAUGCUGCAGGGUGAGAUGGUCCAGAAUGGGCCUCAGUUCUUAGCUGAUAUGGAUUCGGUUCAGAAAUCUUCUCCGAAUCUUCGUCGAAGCAGUCGUACCAAUGCGGUCUGUUCUUCAGUCGGAAUCGCCGCGGCGGAUGAAGACAUUACUGCCAGGGCCAUGAGGAGGGUGGCGGUCCGAAACUUGGACUACCCUUUGAAAGAAAGCUCGGCUAGUGUUCGCAAUGGCACUAAUCCAGGUUGUCUACCUAUGUACACACUGGCUCCGUACCUGGGCAAUUUUGCAGAAGCCAGAUUCUCGGGCCAUGGUUAUGGAGGCUUGUCAGUAUUUGGAGAGGGUGGUCAAGGAUUGUUUUAUCCAGGUGUAUGGGUGGCGGCCUAGAUGGCCAAUCGGGUCGUCAUAGCAUCUUUAGUCUUUGUUGGUUUUAGUGUCUUUG